CUCAGAGUGCAGCUCAGUCUGAGAAAGACAGCGCAGAGAGCACAAGAACAGGAGCACCACUGACACAGCUACAGUGCAGAACAGACAGCGAACACUUCAAGGACAGUUCAAACAGAAUCAGACCAAUCAGUCCACAGCACCAAAGACAAAGCAGCAGUUUACUUUUGUGAAGUCAUGAGAAACAGGCUGCAGGAGAUUCUCACGCCUCCAGAAGAGAGGCCCUGAGCUCCAGUGAAGACUUGCUUAUCUGUAAACACUCAGAAGCGGGAUAAAAUCCCAUCCGACUGGCUUCAUCCUUCAGCAAAGGAAGCUCAAACCGACGCACAGGAGCAGCGGCAGAAGACCAAGGACAGGACAGCAGUCCUGCAGCCCUUCCAGCAAUAUGAGCAGCACAAAAGAACGCAAGCCUAAGAAGCCUCACUAUAUCCCAAGACCUCCAGGUAAACCAUUCAAGUACCACUGCUUCCAGUGUCCCUUCACCUGCAAUGAAAAAUCUCAUUUAUUUAACCACAUGAAGUACAACCUGUGCAGAAACUCCAUAACCCUGGUGUCAGAGCAGGACCGUUCUGGGAAGCCGGCAAAGCCAGCUGCCGCAGACCCCUCCCUCAGGGUGUCAGCCGAGCCCACGGACAAACACUCGAUCCCGGCAGCUGAAGAAAGCGUGUCCGCAAAGGACGAUGCUCUACCUGAGCAGAGAAUCACGGAGGAGCCGGAAGAGGAAGCUCAGAGUCAGAGAAGAAGGGGGUCUCAGAGCCCCACAGGGUCCCUGCAGAGAGAUCUGAAGGUACGGCUGCCAGAGAGCAGAAUGGACAAGCAGCCCGAGCCCAUACCGAGGCCCUCCGCCUUUGUUCCCAUCGCAGCCCACCGGCCAGUUGACAGGACAGACAACAGAGACAUGCCGCCCUUCCACAAACCAGAGGGACCUGCUCCGGCUCUCUCCUUCAAACCUACAUAUUAUCAUCCCAGUGCCGCUUGGAGAGCUACCCCAGGAUUUGUCCCACCAGAGUUUUCUCACAAAUCAUCACCUGGCAAAGUCGUCGGCCCUACCAACUACCCGUCGGCUGUGAUGCCUGAAUACACCCCCUACAUCUUUGCAGAACAUCCCAUGACAGCGAUCUACCAGCCAUAUCUAAUCCCUGGAAAUCCCCACGAGCAUGAAGGCACCCCCUUUCCCUCUUACUUCAUAGACCCUCAGAGGUCCAUGUUUCCCCAUGUGUUUCCAGCCCCAACGAUCCCACUCCCAAGCCCUUUGCCUCCUUCUGCCCUGGAGAAUCCCUACAGGCUCUACCAGUCUGUCCACCAGGCUCCCCCCAUCCACUAUGGAAUGUAUCGGCCUCCACACACCCAUGAGCCCUCGUUUCAGGACUUUCCCACAAAGUCCCUUCUCCCGGUAGAAGGGUAUGGCAGAGACGUGGGAGCAGGGGAGUGCAACCGAUACCCUGGCUCGCGGAGCCCGGCCACAACUGACACUCACAGCAAACAUGCCAAAGACUUCCCCAGGCCUGCUGGGAGCUCAGCCACAGGAAGCCAGGAGCAGGGGGCAGAGAGCGAGAUGAAAAUGAGCCCCAGAGCGGGCUGUGCUGCUUCAGGCUCCCCAGACAGGCCCAGCCCCACCGGGUUCACUCAGAACGACCCCGUUUCUGACAGCCACCACCCCGCCUUCGAGUCAGGCAGGCCUCACUCCCACCUACCAGGAGACAGCCUCGCUCUCAAGAGGAUAGCAGACCCACCGAGUCCUCCUCCUGCAGCUUCGCAGAAAGACACCAGGCGGCCAGCAGAAAGCUCUGCAGAAAGCCGAGGACAGGCAUCAAAUACAUUUGAUCCCUGCAGCUCGCAGGGGACAUCAGAGACUGAGGAAGAAGAUGAGGUUCCUCUGAAUCUUUCCAAGAAGCAUCAUGUUGUGGAGGGGGAACACGUUAUAACCCUUCCAGUCAGCAGGGGGAGCUCUCCAGGGACAGGGGAUAAGCACGACAUGCAGGACAUGCCUUUGAACCUCUCUUUGAGGGCUUGUGCCAGCCAGUCUAAACCUCCCAGCCCAGCAUCCUGCUCCCUGGAAGCUCCCCCACACAGCCCAACACCGGUGCAGAUGGAGAGGGGGUCAGGUGGGCAGUACGCCCCAUCCUCCCCCCAGCUGGAGAGCAUCGAUGAGCAGAAGCAGACUGCAGCCUUCGCACUCUGCCAGCUGGCCAGCUCCAGCACCCGCACUGUGAACCCAGAGCCAGCCCCAUCUCUUCCUCAGGGGAAUCCUGGGAACAAAGUAGCUCAAUGUGGGAACUCUCUGCCGCCCUCUGGGACCCCAGAUGCACAGACAGUGGUACACAGGUCCUCAGACAAAGGCCAGAAAAGACCCAGCUGUGAGGAACCCUGCACAUUUCCACAGAGCACUAAGAAAUCCAAGACUGAGACCAAUAGGACCCUGAGGAAGAGACCACGCUGCUCAUGAAGAGCAAUUACCUGGUGUGUUUUGACUGAAUUGUUUAUUUGUUUUUAACAUACUGCUUUAAAUUUUAUUUUGUUGUUGUCCCCCUUUUCAUAUACAACUCAAAACUUAUAAACAUAGUUAAAAUUAUUGUACAACUCUUAUUGACUCUUAUUUGUAUUGUAUCAAAUUAAGGUCUUCAUUUUUCCAUCUUUAAAAUUGGUACUUAAAACUCAGUACAAGCAACUGUAACAGUCUAAGCACCCAAAAAAAUAAAAUAAACCAGGCCACAUGACACAUGUAAUGUUUUAAAAAUACAAAAUGAAAGAAAUAAGAUACACAAUGUUUAAAUGAUCCUUAGCCAAAGACAAGCUUUUUCGCAUUUUUGAUGUUAAAAAAAAUCAAUUGCAACAUCGAAUUUCUGUUUAUAAGUAAAUUUAAUACAUGCAUUUAGAUUUCAUUUGAUUUCUUUAAAGGUAUUGCAAUUAAAUCUAAAUACAGCAAACACAGCUUUGAGGUAACCCACAUGAUUGUUCUUACACAAGUGGGGCCUUUGAACAAAACUCUGUGCCGACAAGGACAGUGGACUGUUCUUGCCUUUACUAGUUUCGCUGUCAGGGACAGAUGUCAUUCAAGGACUGUUAUUUAAGCUACAAUACAAAACAUAUUUAUUUCUGCCAAGGGUAAAGCACUAGGUGGUGGAAAACUGUAAAUAAAAUGUGAAUAUAAAAAUGAAAAAUAAAGGAUGAAAAACAAAAA
Molecule: messenger RNA, 3178 nt
Organism: Lepisosteus oculatus (spotted gar)
Lineage: Eukaryota; Metazoa; Chordata; Actinopteri; Semionotiformes; Lepisosteidae
Gene: znf750
Product: zinc finger protein 750
Biological process (GO): positive regulation of transcription by RNA polymerase II; epidermis development
Cellular component (GO): nucleus
Molecular function (GO): promoter-specific chromatin binding; DNA-binding transcription activator activity, RNA polymerase II-specific; RNA polymerase II cis-regulatory region sequence-specific DNA binding
Source: RefSeq, a predicted model, not a curated record